UGCCGUGCGGUGUCCCGGCACUGCGGGAUGUCCCGGGUUUGCGGGGUGCCCGCUGUGAAAUGCCACAGGAUCGCAGAGUGCCGCGGGUCUGGGGCUGUGCCGCUCCGGUUCUCAGCACUGCUGGGACAGGAGUGCGUUUGCAGCUGGUUUGGGGGGCAGCUGGCUGGUCCCGCAUUCCCCGGGGGCCGGGCUGGGGCUCACCCCGCGCAGCCCCGGGGUGUCUCGGGCUGGGGCUGCCCCGGCCGCUCCCUGCGAACCUGCCGCGGCCGCCCGGCCCCGCCCGCUGCCCUUCCUCGGGAGGAGGAGGAGGAGGAGGAGGAGGAGGAGGUGGCAGCGGAGCAGGAACGGCGCUGGAAGCAGUGUGAGCGGGACAGAUCCGACAGGACGGGGCCCGGCUGUGCCCCCCAGCAGGUUGGUGACACUGGGAUCUGCCGUGCUGCAGGAAUAGACCGUCCCUACAGCCUGCCGCCUCUCUCCCGGCUGUCGGACUCAUCCCUCAUGCCGGGGAAGCUGAGGCGCAGCAAGCGGAAGGUGCUGGGGGAGAAGCAGUGGCGGAGCCUGGAGGAGAGGGGAGGGGCCCAGCUGGAGCAGCCCAAGCUCACCAGAUCCAGGACCUAUGAGUCCUCCUGCAGGGAGACAGAGCAGGUGGCCACGGGCAGGCAGGGACCCCCAUCCCCUUCGCUGAGCAAGCAGGACAGCAGCUACCGCCGGGCCUUCGGGGAGCUCGCCGAGCAGGACGUGCUGCUGGGCUGCUUCUCAUGUGCCUGGCAGAGAGAAAUGCCCUACCACGGCCGCCUCUAUGUGUCCUCCCGCCACAUCUGCUUCCACUCCAACCUCCUGCUCAAGGACAUCAAGGCCGUGGUCCCUGUCGCUUCCAUCUCAGCCCUCAAAAAGACCAACACGGCGCUGCUGGUGCCCAACGCAAUCAGCAUCCGCACGGCCAAGGGGGAGAAGUUCCUCUUUGUGUCGCUGCGCCAGCGAGAGGCCACGUACCAGCUCCUGAGGUCGGUGUGCAAACACGUGCAGGACAGCGGCCAGAGCCCUCGAGACUCAGUGAGCUAUGAGGAAACCCUUGGGAAGUCUCAGAUCUCGAGCCAGUCAGCCCUGGAACAGAGCACCCCGGAGCCCAACAGCCUCCCCGAAUCCCUGGAUGAGCCAAAUCCGGGAUCAAGGCAGGCAGAGGACGAGGAUGGCGAGAUGGCCCAGCUGGUUCCCAGCAGCAGCAAAUGGGUGCCCUCAGCAGAGAGACGUGGCCUCUGGGGGAGACCCCACGCCGUGCUCUGGGCCUGGGCCACUGCACUUUGGUCCCGGAUAAAUCCCCAGCUAAGCUCUGUCAACGUCAUCAUCAUCAUCUACCUGCUGAUCAUGGUGGCCUUGCUGCUGUCCUCGGGGUACAUCGGCCUGCGCAUCGCGGAGCUGGAGCAGCAGCUGUCCUUCGCGGGGGCUGGGCCAGGCCUCAACCUGUCACAGCAGUACAAGACGUGAGGCCACUGAGGACCAUCACCAGCGCUCCAGCCGGGGUCAGGGGGUUCAGGGGCUGCUCCGAGCCCUUCCUUGGCCUCUCGGGGGGCUCUGUCACCAAGUGCCUUCCAGCUCCCCACAAUGCCUGGGAAGCCCACGGGCUGAGAGGCUCCAUCUCUCCCUGUCUGCCCACCCUGAGCAGCAGCAGAAGAGACCCAGGGAGCUCCCAGUGGGGCAGAAAGCAGGGAAGGGGGGGCUGGAGUCAGCAGCAGCCCCCAGCCAGCCCUCCCUGCCCAGAAGGAGC
This is a messenger RNA of Pyrgilauda ruficollis (rufous-necked snowfinch), 1765 nucleotides long. RefSeq names its product GRAM domain-containing protein 2B-like. Bases 28 to 1485 code for a protein of 485 amino acids. NCBI's taxonomy places the organism in Eukaryota, Metazoa, Chordata, Aves, Passeriformes, Passeridae. The record is from RefSeq and is a predicted model, not a curated record. The transcript has 12 exons.